AAACACAAGCCUUUUAUCUUCUUCACCAGCUAUAAUAGCUAGUAAUACAUUGGUACACUAGUUGGUAUUUUCAUAUACAUACACCAAAUUUCUUAGUAAAAAUACUAUAUUUUUCCGGCGAAAAUGGUCACCGUCGAGGAGGUACGAAAGGCACAACGUGCACAAGGUCCGGCCACCAUCAUGGCCAUUGGCACAGCCACUCCUUCGAAUUGUGUUGAUCAAAGCACCUAUCCUGAUUAUUAUUUUCGAGUCACGAAUAGUGAGCAUAUGACCGAGCUUAAGGAGAAAUUUAAGCGCAUGUGUGACAAAUCUAUGAUUAAGAAGAGGUACAUGCACUUAACUGAAGAAAUCCUAAAAGAAAACCCCAAUAUUUGUGAAUACAUGGCUCCUUCUAUUGAUGCUAGGCAAGACAUAGUGGUGGUUGAAGUGCCAAAACUUGGCAAAGAAGCAGCCCAAAAGGCCAUCAAAGAAUGGGGCCAGCCCAAGUCCAAGAUUACCCAUUUGGUAUUUUGCACCACUAGUGGGGUGGACAUGCCCGGGGCCGACUACCAGCUCACUAAGCUUCUUGGGCUUCGACCCUCGGUUAAGCGGUUCAUGAUGUACCAACAAGGUUGUUUUGCUGGUGGUACUGUUAUCAGAUUAGCCAAGGACUUAGCCGAAAACAACAAGGGUGCUCGAGUCCUUGUUGUUUGCUCAGAGAUCACUGCAGUUACUUUUCGUGGCCCAAGUGACACUCACUUGGAUAGUAUGGUUGGACAAGCCUUAUUUGGGGAUGGGGCAGGCGCACUUAUUGUAGGUUCUGAUCCAUUACCAGAGGUUGAAAGGCCUUUGUUUGAGCUUGUCUCAGCAGCCCAAACUCUGCUCCCUGACAGCGAAGGUGCUAUCGAUGGGCACCUUCGUGAAGUUGGGCUAACAUUUCACUUACUCAAAGAUGUUCCUGGAUUGAUCUCAAAGAACAUUGAGAAGAGCUUGAUGGAAGCAUUCCAACCAUUGGGCAUUUCUGAUUGGAACUCUCUCUUUUGGAUUGCUCACCCAGGUGGGCCGGCAAUUCUGGACCAAGUUGAACUAAAGUUGGCCUUAAAGCCUGAAAAACUUCGAGCUACAAGGCAAGUCUUGAGUGACUAUGGAAAUAUGUCUAGUGCUUGUGUUUUGUUCAUUUUGGAUGAAAUGAGGAAGGCCUCAGCCAAAGAAGGGCUUGGUAGCACUGGUGAAGGCCUUGAUUGGGGUGUACUCUUUGGAUUUGGGCCUGGGCUAACAGUUGAGACUGUUGUGCUCCAUAGCGUCUCUACUUAGUAUGCUGGGUAUUGAUUUAUAUUGUGGGGGUGAUCGAAGUAUUAAAUUGAUUUUCUAUGUAAUCUUAAAUUUCUUUUAUAUAUUGUACUAUGUAUUUGCUUUGUUUUCAAUUGAACUUUGCAAGUAAUGUUAUUUGUAAUGCAUAUUAUGUAUAAAAAGAAGUCCAUUUCUCCCUCU
Lycium ferocissimum is the source of this 1470-nucleotide messenger RNA. RefSeq names its product chalcone synthase 2. NCBI's taxonomy places the organism in Eukaryota, Viridiplantae, Streptophyta, Magnoliopsida, Solanales, Solanaceae. The coding region runs from base 124 to 1293 and encodes 389 amino acids. Gene Ontology annotation, biological process: polyketide biosynthetic process. Gene Ontology annotation, molecular function: acyltransferase activity, transferring groups other than amino-acyl groups. The transcript is spliced from 2 exons. The record is from RefSeq and is a predicted model, not a curated record.